This is a messenger RNA of Periconia digitata, 477 nucleotides long. The record is from the annotation of a GenBank genome assembly. Lineage: Eukaryota; Fungi; Ascomycota; Dothideomycetes; Pleosporales; Periconiaceae.
AUGUCCGGUUGUUUACCAAUGUUCCUCAUCCAUAUGGCUCUCUUAACCACCCAUUCAACAGCUCGCACGCAAUUCCAAUCACACGCACGCACAAGUCACCGGAGACUAGUUACCGUCAACUACGCAAGCAUGCCUGACAUAAAAGGCAUUGUCAUCCCCGCUUGGAUGAACAUCAACAACAACCCUCUGCGCGAUAAGCCUUACGAGGUCAUCAUCCCUCGCGAGUGGUCCGCCGCUCGCACGAUUGAGUAUCUCCAAUUUGAAGUGUGUAUCAAGCAGGCGGUACUCAAUGAAAUAUCAUUCUGGCGCGACCACGUUCAGUUUGGAAGAAAAGAAUACCAACGCAUCAUCGAGCGCGGCGCCCUUCAUGAGCAACAGAUUCGCUUGCUCCAAGGUCAAAUCAAGAAGCUCAUGGACGAGGAGAACGAAAAGAUGAACAAGCUCAAAUCGGUCACCAUGAAUGACUUUAGCGCAUGA